Ficedula albicollis (Collared flycatcher) is the source of this 1516-nucleotide messenger RNA. It is a transcript of the gene SPR, whose product is annotated as sepiapterin reductase (7,8-dihydrobiopterin:NADP+ oxidoreductase). The annotation marks the transcript as partial. Gene Ontology annotation, biological process: tetrahydrobiopterin biosynthetic process. Gene Ontology annotation, molecular function: sepiapterin reductase (NADP+) activity. Lineage: Eukaryota; Metazoa; Chordata; Aves; Passeriformes; Muscicapidae. The record is from RefSeq and is a predicted model, not a curated record. The transcript is spliced from 3 exons.
CUGGCGAGCGAGCUGCGGGCCGGGGCCACCGGGAAUGACCCCGGCGGUGACACCGGGCUGCGGGUGCAGUGCGUGGCCGCUGACCUGGGCUGCGAGCAGGGGCUGCGGAGGGCGAGCGCUGCCCUGCGGGAGCUGCUGCAGGACGCGUCCUUCGGCCGCCUGCUGCUGGUCAACAACGCCGGCUCUUUGGGAGACAUCUCCAAAUCCUUCCUGGACUUCACUGACCUACAGGAGAUCAACACCUACUUCUCCUUCAACAUCAGCUCAGCUCUGUGCCUCACCUCCACGGCCCUGAGGGCGUUUGGGGCCCGGCCUGGCUGCAGCAGGACCGUGGUGAACAUCUCCUCCCUGUGUGCCAGGGAGCCCUUCCCCAGCUGGGCUCUGUACUGUGCAGGCAAAGCUGCUCGGGACAUGAUGUUCAGGGUGCUGGCACUGGAGGAGCCCCAGCUCCGUGUGCUCAGCUAUGCCCCAGGACCUCUGGACACAGACAUGCAGCUCCUGGCCCGGACCAGGACUGGAGACCCUGGGAUGCGCCAGCAGUUCCAGAGGAUGCAGGAGAAGGGGCAGCUCAUUGACAGCUCUGUGUCAGCCCAGAAGCUGCUCCAGCUCCUGAAGGAGGAUUCCUUCCCCUCUGGAGCCCAUGUGGAUUUCUAUGACAUCUGAGCUUUGCCUUCCUGCUUUGUUUCCAGCUCAGUCUUUCCCUGGUGCCUCCAGCAGGAUUUGGUUCAAAUCUUGGGGUUUGGGAAGUUUUAAGACACCUCUGUGUGCCUUAUAAACAGCCCUGGUGGCUUUUGGGGUUGAGCAGCAGCUGGAAUCCCUCAGUUCUGGGGGGUCUGGGAGGAGAGGAAUGGCCCUGGAAGGUUCCAAGUGUCCUGCACAGGAGUUUGUGGGACACAGGGGGCAGAGAUGUCCCUGCCAGCCCCAAAGAAGCCAGCAGCAGCAGCAGGGUGCUGUGUCUGGGGGCUGUGUCCCCGUGUCCCCCCAGCCCCAGGUCCCCAGGGAGCCAUUCCUGGGGCUGGGGUGGUGGCACUGUCCCCCUGAGCCCCGACUCUGUGCCCCGCUCCUCCUGCCUCUGAAUCCUGAGUUACGAUGCAGCAGGAGCAGGAAUCACCAGGAGAGGGAGCUGGCCUUGGAGGAAUCGGGAAUUUUGGGAAUUUUGGGAGCCCGGCUGGGGUCACCAGCUGAGGGAAACCUGAUCAGAGCAAAGGCACAGCCCUGAGCUCCUGCCCUGCUCCUGCUGCAGGUUUUGGGUCCAAGCCUUGCCUUGGGGCUUCAGCCCCUUCCUUUGAAUUAUUUGUGGAGGUUUUUUGUCGCUUUUCCGUCAGAUUCCUGCAGGCACAGACACACAGAGGCUUUUCUUCUGGAAAGCUGAUGCAGAAAAGUUGUUUUGAAGGCCAGCACACCCCCUGUGUGCCCUGGAAAUGCCCAGUGCCCCUCUGUGCCCCCUCCACCCAACCCUGCAGCUCAGAUUCUGUCACCCUGGCUCUCCGAUCAUUAAAAGUUGUAAAAUCAUCAA